AUGAAUGAGGCGGAGGAUCCCCGUUCGGAAGACCACGAAGUUCAAGAACAGGAGAAGUCACACGAUGGGAAUGAAGAAGAAACCGGGAAUGAGCAUGAUGAGGACGAAUCUCAACCACUUCCACCAGAAAGCUUUUUCUUCAGUCCAAAGCAAUAUGGGAAUAGUUGCAAGAUAGCAUCGAGAUGUUAUGUGAAGGAGACAGUGAAUGAGAUAAAGAAGUAUCCUAAUGAGUUGGAGUUUUUCAGAAAGCAUCCUCAGUUCAAGCAUAUAUUUCACAUCAGAGAGGAGCCAAACCGCAAGUCGCAAGGACUAUGGAUGCUGCUACUUCAUCAUGCUAGGACGGAGAAGGAGAAUGAGCCGUGGUUUGUGGUCACUGGAGUACCGAUCAGGUAUUCUAUCAAAGAGCAUGCCUUGUUAACUGGUCUAGAUUGCCACGACUACCCAAGAAACUACAAGGAUCUCAAGAGUAAGAAGAAAGGCGAUUAUAAGUUUGUGAAAAAGUGGUUUGGAAGGUCAACGGGGAUAACAAUAGCAGAUGUUGUAGCCAUGCUAGGUUCAAUGAAUAGCUCGGUUAACAAGAAGAAGAUGGCGCUUCUGUACUUCCUGAGCAAUGUGUUAAAGGCAAAGUCUAAGGUGGAGGGGAAUAUAGAGCCUUUUCUGCUGAAAGUUGUUGAUGAUUUGAAGCUGUGCGAAACAUUUCCAUGGGGCCGCUAUACAUUUGAUGAUUGUAUUGCCGAGGUGAAGAAGAUAAUGAAUAAGUUCAAGAGAGGCAUCGUGAAGAAGGGAGAUACAUGGUGCUUCUCAGGUUUCAAUCUACCUCUGGAGGCUUUUGCAUUUGAGUGUAUCCCUGAGCUGGGACGUACAUUUCGUGAGAGGGUAGAGGCAGAGGAAGAAUGUCCCAGGUUGUGCAAGAACAUGUUCAAGGAGACGCAUAUGAAGGGAUAUCCUUUAUCUUCUAUUAAUGACGCGAUCGGAACCAGCAAGAAUAUCAUUAGCAUUUUGGAACCCACCCCAGAUGAGGAAACUCUGAUGGAGCGUAUCAUAGAGGCUGGUUGUGAUGAUGGCAUAGGCUAUGUGGAUCCUAUUGUUGAGGGUUGGAGAAGCCAUCUAAUCGAUAAGAAGAAGAAGAUAUUUUGGGAAUCCUUGUACGAGGCUGAUGUGGCAGGGAGAGAGUUUACCGAGAAUGAAGAUGAAGAACCCGAGAUGAGGUCUGACGUUGUGGAGCUUAAGGAAGUAAUAAAGGCAUUCAUGGAGAGAAUGGACGUGAUUGAAGCAGUGGCAAAGGAAAUAAAGGACACGGUUGGGGCUAUGAAUACGAGACUCAUAGGUUUGGAGAGCUUUGUGAAGGAGCAAAGAGGCAAAGCUGUAGAAAGUGGAAGAAGAGGCUGA
Microthlaspi erraticum is the source of this 1389-nucleotide messenger RNA. The record is from the annotation of a GenBank genome assembly. NCBI's taxonomy places the organism in Eukaryota, Viridiplantae, Streptophyta, Magnoliopsida, Brassicales, Brassicaceae.